AGCUUGUCGGUCCGUCGAGACGAGCGACGAUGCUUGUGUGAGUUACAGACCGAUGGUGUCAUCCAAAUGCAUUAUCAACGGUGUUUGGUGCAGUUGAUGUUCGUUAUAGGCGUCGCCGGAGCAAUAGCUCAGGAUACCGAAGCUCUUACCGACACCACAUCCACCGGUGUUACCGAAGCAUUGGAAGAAAGUCUACAUUCUUCUCCAUCGGAAAAUGAUGCCAAACUUUUCACAAACUUGGAGCAAAAAGUGACCAAUGGUGUUGUUCUGGACAUUAAAUGGGAUGCACCAGACGGCGUCACACAAGUGUAUACUUACGCACUCAUCUGCAGACACAAUGAGAGUGGAUACGAACGUGAAGUUAAAGGCGCUGCCCAAUCAGGACAUGUCACUGUGUCUCUCCACAAGCCCUUGACGACAUUUGAAUGUUCCAUAGCCGCAGUCAGGACAGACGAAAGUGGCGUGCCUGUUAGUGGGCCCUCAGCUACAUUCAGUGUGUCAACUGGUGAAAUCGUUCCUCCAACAGAUGUUACACUUCUUCAACGUACUUCCACAAGCCUUACAUAUUCCUGGUCUGUUGAUACUACCCCCGGUGCGUGGAAGGUUUCAGCAAAGAUAAUAGGAGAUGCCGAAUGCGAGAUUGAUGAUGUCGAAGAGCACGGCGAGAGCCAGGAGAAAGUGGUCGUGCACAUAUUCACAGAUCUCGCGCCGGGGUCCGAUUACAAUAUUUCUAUUCGAAAUUGCCACGACGUGUUUUGCAGCAAACCGACAUUUGUUAUUGGAACUACCGAUCUCCCAGGGCCAGUUACAGGUUUGAAGCAGAAAAUUGUGAACGGCACCCUUCUCGACCUUUCCUGGGACGCUCCAGAUGGUUGCAAGGACUUCGACGGAUAUAGAGUAAGAUGCCGGGGCCUCAGUACUGGCCAAGAAGCAUCGAAAGACGUCGACAGCGAAACACAAGUUUUACUAGAUCUCCGCAAGCCUAAGGAAAUAUUUGAUUGUUCACUACAGCCAUUCGUUUUGAACUCAGCUGACCAGCGCAUAAAUGCGACAGCACUCGAUUUCCAAGUUUCAACUGAGGGCCUAUUUCCUCCGAAGAAUGUAGAACUUGUGGAGCGCACAGGCACAAGCCUAACCUUUUCUUGGUCAAUGGACUCCGAUGCUGCUACGUGGAAACUGACAGCUGCUCCUCUAACGCUGCUAAGUGUUAAGCAUGGCGAUAUCCAAGUUUCUGGUGAAAGUGCCGGCGAGACAGUCAUGCACAACGUGACCAACCUUGCGCCGUGGACAAAGUACAAUGUUUCCAUUGUGAACUGUGAUGUGAGCUACUGUAGUGACCCUGCUGUGGUCACUGAAACUACGGACGUGGCAGGUCCAUCAAAUGCACGAAACCUAUCGUGCAUUAUCGAAAACGACGUGAACGCUCUUUUUGCAUGGGACAGGCCGGCCGAGCCCAAAGGCCCCAUUGAAGGCUACAGCCUUCGCCUGUACAACGAAGACCGGGAAGAAACGAAGUUGUUCUCUGUACCAGGAAAUGCAACCAGCAUAACUUUGAACCUGAGUAACGAAUUCAAUCAGUUCUCCGCAUUCUUGAAGGCUUACAACGUCGACCGGAAUGGAGAAACAGUCCACGGUCUUGAGACAAAAGUCGUCUUCAUGACUCUUGGCAAAGGCCCAGCGCCUCCACGUCCUAAAGCCGUGGUAGUAACCGAUCACGGAGUCGAACUGUCCUGGGAAUGGCCGCAAGAUCCAAGAUACCACAUUACACACUUCGUCAUAAGAGUCGAAGGCCAGCGAACCUUGUCGACUGUUGAGCCACAGCUGGCUCUCGAUAACUUGGAUGCAUGGAAGCACUAUGAAAUACAGAUCGCGGCAUGUGUGAACGAGACCACUUGUGGCCAGGAGCGCACCGUGCAGUUUCAUACAGAUUUCGCAGCGCCGUCUGAACCACUGAAUCUCACGGUCGACCAUGAGGGCACCCACUGGGUUCUUGCACGUUGGGAGGUGCCAGACGUCCUUGGCGGGCCACUGAGCGGAUACAACGUGAGCUUCAGCGACGGCACUACCCAUUUCGAGGUGACGACCACAGAUUUAUCGUUCAACUACACGGAGGCAACUCCCGGAACCAGAUACGAGGUGUCCGUGUACGCUUUCAAUGAGGUCGAUGGCGUUGUAAAACGUGGACCUGCAGCAUCACAACACACUUUCCAGGAAGAGGACCCUCUGAACACGGCCGGUCUUUCUACAACAAGGACGCUUUUGGCUUCACUUGCUACCGUCACCUUGGUACUUAUAGUUGUCGCUGUGAUCCUGCACAAGAAGUGCGCGGCAUCCAGGGAUUCAAAAGAAGAGAAGAACGUUCGCCUAGAGGAGAAGCGGCGGCGUCUGUACAUGGACCGACUUCGAGAAUAAAUUUGAAAUUAGUUGUUAAAUUAA
This is a messenger RNA of Dermacentor andersoni, 2436 nucleotides long. RefSeq names its product tenascin-R-like. The record is from RefSeq and is a predicted model, not a curated record. Lineage: Eukaryota; Metazoa; Arthropoda; Arachnida; Ixodida; Ixodidae. Gene Ontology annotation, molecular function: protein binding.